AUGUUACUCCCCAUUUUCCAGUCAACCGCCAGAAACUUUUCGAGGUCGGCCAGCCGGUCUCUGGUUGCCUGCAGCAGGAUUGCCGCAGUGCAAUCAGCGGUUGCAUUUGCGCCCGCACGCCAGGCGCAAAUUUUGGGGGUACGAAACAUUUCCGCGACGGCUUCGGCUCUGGAAGAGUACGAGCGACGACGUUCGUCAGAACACCGUUCGUCUCGACCCCCUCGCUAUGAACGUCGUGAGCCCCGUGAGCCCCGCGAAGCACCCACCGUGCCCAGCAAAGCUCUUUUCGUCGGCAACAUUCCGUUCAUUGCCGAGGAAGACGAUAUACGGUUAGCCUUCGAAGAGUUCGGGGACAUAGAAAGUGUCCGAAUAUUCACGGGUCCCGAUGGUCGCAGCAAGGGCUCUGCGAGAGUCACCUUCCUCUCGCAAGAAGGUGCGACAAAAGUGGUAGAACGUUCCCUUGAGGAACCUAUCUCCAUUUUCGACAGAACUACGAGAGUAGAAUACUCUUUCUCCUCAACGCCAAGGAAUGCACGGCCCGAGCCUAACGAAAGGCUCUUCCUCGUUAACUGGCCAGGUAGCGAAUCCGAGUUGAAAGACGCGUUCGGUCGCUUCUCGAGGAGUAUCACUGAUAUUUACUUUCCCAAAGUCUACGAAACUGGAGAGAGGAACGGCAAUGUUUUCAUGAGCUUCAACAGUACGGAAGAAGCAACUGAAGCACUGGAAGCAAUGCUGGGAGCCGAGGGACCUGACGGGCAACCUAUCAGCAUCUUUUAUGCCCGUCCAAAAAAUAAUAACCACAACAACGACAGAGGACGAAGGGAUUACACCAAGAGGGGCCGAUUUGGGGUAUAA
Molecule: messenger RNA, 855 nt
Organism: Pleurotus ostreatus (oyster mushroom)
Lineage: Eukaryota; Fungi; Basidiomycota; Agaricomycetes; Agaricales; Pleurotaceae
Exons: 3
Coding region: 1-855 (284 amino acids)
Molecular function (GO): RNA binding
Source: RefSeq, a predicted model, not a curated record